GGCGAUAUUCACAACCACUAUGCUUCCUGUGAACUGUAAAAUAUGCUUGUUUAUCCUGUCUAGAGUCUAAGUAUUCUCAGAGGAAAUGCCCGAUGGUCGACUGAACUGCAUGACGGUCUAGAAAAUAGUGCCGUAUUGACGAAUCAUCAAGUUUCAACAAGUUUCACGUGAUCAGGUGCCACGUACCUAACAUUGUCAAGCAGACCAGGCAUCCGCCAUGUCGACCACCAUUGACGUUAAAACCGAGCUCCAGCAGAGACUUGACGAAUUUUCUAAUGUGUAUCGUACUGGUAUUUGGGAAGACCUAAUUGAAUUUUAUACCCCCGAUGCAAUAAUGCAAGGACGGACGGAUAUAACAGCUAUCAAACGCCUGAUUACGCAGUAUAUGGUAGAAUAUGACGAUAUAAGAUUUACUAUAACUGAUACGGGAACAAUUGGUAAAGAUGGUUUGGUGUACUCAACCAUAGCAUUCAACUUACACAAACGAGGUGAGAAGGUGGCAGAACCAGGUAAAGAGAUCUGCAUAUGGAAAAAAAAUGGAGACAAAUUCUGUUUCCACCGUGCGGUGUGGAAUGCUGAUGAAGCGAUAGAGACAUAUACAAAACAUAUUUAGACAGAUGCUCAUCAUUACGUUCCGAUUAUGGGAAUAAGCUAAUAUAAAUCCGUAUGAUUAUGUUAUGUCUUUGUAAUUAUUAUAGCAAUAACUUGCAUGAA
Saccoglossus kowalevskii is the source of this 714-nucleotide messenger RNA. RefSeq lists its product as uncharacterized. The record is from RefSeq and is a predicted model, not a curated record. Lineage: Eukaryota; Metazoa; Hemichordata; Enteropneusta; Harrimaniidae.